Entrophospora sp. SA101 is the source of this 696-nucleotide messenger RNA. Lineage: Eukaryota; Fungi; Glomeromycota; Glomeromycetes; Entrophosporales; Entrophosporaceae. The record is from the annotation of a GenBank genome assembly.
GCGAUCAAUAAUUCUUUCACUUCAAGACCUCAACAAUGGAAAAAACUUCAAGAGAUCGUUUGUACUGUAAAUUCAGAUGCUCGUGAAAAAUUGUUAACUUUUAUGCAUAAAGUUUCUUCGGAUGGCGGUGAAGUUGAUCAUAGAAAAACUUUUAUAAAAAAUUAUCUGAUGCCACAACGUCAGGUUUAUUUGAAACUUUUCUCAUUAGUUAAAUGGUCUGAAGGCGUCAGAUUAACGGUAGUUUUUGAUUGUUGUCAUUCAGGAACCGUUCUCGAUCUACCAUACGUCUACUCAACUCGUGGUGUAAUCAAACGUCCAAAUUCCUUUAAAAAAAAUGUGUUCUCGGUUGGUGUAAAAUAUUUACAUGGAGAAGUCGAAGGGUUGAAAAAUACUCUGUCGAAUGCGUUCUCUAGUUCAAAAAUUCGUAGAAAAAAUAUAGAAACAAGGGCGAGUCCUGCUGAUGUUAUAAUGUUUAGUGGGUGUAAAGAUGAACAAACAUCUGCUGAUGCACAUGAAGCAGGUCAAGCUACUGGUGCAAUGUCUCACGCUUUGGUUAAAUCUUUAACACAGAAUCCACAUCCUACAUACAAAGAGCUGUUAAUCUCGAUUAGAGACAUUCUUAAAGCAAAAUAUGCUCAAAAGCCUCAAUUAAGCGCAUCACAUGAAAUGAAUAUGAAUGAUGUUUUCAAAAUGUAA